CACUUUCCUUUUGAAUUCCCCAAAAAAAAAAAAAAAAUGCAAAUAGAGGAAGGACGUUCCAUCCCUCGCUAGCAGUAGCAGAGUAGUAGUAUUAGAUUUAGAGCAGAAACAAAAGAGAGCAAGGAAGGACGUUCCACAUUCAAGCUAUUAUGCGCUGGAGUUGGUUCAUGCCAUUUCAUCAUUUCUUUAAUAAAAGAAGAGAGGAAACAGAGGAAACAGAGAGAGCGUUUUAUGAGAAUGGAAGCCUGUUACUUGAGAAGCUGAUUGCCUCUUGCAAUGCCAAGCCUAUUCCCAUCCGUACCUUCUCCGCUCAACAGCUCCGCCAAGCGACCAACAACUUUUCUUCUGAAAAGCUGGUAUUGGGGUUCUCUAUUUGGUACAAGGUUUCUCUUGAAGGACGAAUUUUUCUCAUCAAGUCUUCUUUUGUUCGCAAUACCAAGCUUAUUAACAUCCGUACCUUCUCCCCUCAACAACUCCGCCAAGCAACCAACAAUUAUCCUGCUCAACAUCUGGAACUUUAUUGGUACAAAGGUUCUCUUGAAGGACGAAUUGUUCUCAUUAAGCGUUUAGAUAAUUUGGCCUAUAUAGCCAUCAAUGAUUUAGUGAUUUCUGCACAAAUGAGUGGUCACAGCAAUGUAUUAAAGCCCAUAGGUUGUUGUCUCCACACUCGAAUCCCCAUUUUGGCGUUUGAAUUUGCCGCCAAUGGUUUCCUUUCUGAUCGAAUUUAUGUCUCCCGUGUUACUGAACUACAACAUGAGCCGAUGGAGUGGGAGAGAAGGUUAAAGAUUGCAAGGCAGAUUGCUCAUGCUCUUUCUUAUCUCCAUACUGCCUUCCCUAGACCUGUCAUCUACAUGGCUAUGGAUCUGCACAGUAUCUUAUUAGAUGAACAUGAUGUUCCCAAAUUGUCCCACUUUCAUUUUUCUGUGUCAAUUCCCGAAGGUGAAGCUGACGUGGACGCUCCUUUUCGUUCAAUAUUCUGCGCCCCGGAGUUUGAAGCAACAGGCAAGGUAACUGAGAAAGCCGAUGUAUAUGAUUUUGGUCGGUUUCUUCUAGAACUUUUAACUGGAGAGGAUUCUCUUAAAGAUUCUACUUUCAUAGCAUACAUACAUAACUGUGCUCAAGGUAGUUGCAUAAACGAGAUUGUGGAUCCUGCAAUCUUGGCUGAAGGAGGUGUUAGUUUACAGUACCAAUUACAGGCUGUGGCAGACCUUGCCUUGACAUGUACAGAAGAAGAUCCACAAAGAAGGCCAACUAUGGUUGAUGUCACCAAACAACUCAGGCGGAUUGAAAGGUUCGCACAAAUGGGUGAAGUCCUCUUGGGAAAUUUGCAGAAUUUAAAGCUUCAUGAGAGUUUUGAAGAGCAUGCUUCUGCAUCAUUGAAAAGGAAUGCUUCUAGUGAUGAAAUCCAAGCAGUAAACGAAGCCUCUGAAAGGCCUCUUGAAGUUUGAUUGUGAUGCAACAGAAUGAUGACAAAGCUUGUAUGGCAGUUUUAACCUGUCAUUGGGAAGUUAUCAUUAUGGCAGACCCUUAAGGUAUGUAUUGAUGCUAUAAGAACUGGAGGAUAGGUUGUUAUUGGCAAAGGAGUUUGAUAAUUGUUCUUUUGUUUGAAUAAAAGGAAUGCAAACUAAGUAGUUCAUAGUCUUAGUAACUGGCAAUGUAUAGUGGUUUGUUGAGGGAAAAAAAGACUUUCGUAUUGUUUA
Molecule: messenger RNA, 1700 nt
Organism: Quercus lobata
Lineage: Eukaryota; Viridiplantae; Streptophyta; Magnoliopsida; Fagales; Fagaceae
Product: non-functional pseudokinase ZED1-like
Exons: 2
Coding region: 150-1448 (432 amino acids)
Biological process (GO): cell surface receptor signaling pathway; protein phosphorylation
Cellular component (GO): plasma membrane
Molecular function (GO): ATP binding; protein serine/threonine kinase activity
Source: RefSeq, a predicted model, not a curated record